This is a messenger RNA of Fusarium sp. VM40, 1017 nucleotides long. Lineage: Eukaryota; Fungi; Ascomycota; Sordariomycetes; Hypocreales; Nectriaceae. The record is from the annotation of a GenBank genome assembly.
AUGGGUAAAGCUGAGGUUGGAUCAACAAAGUACGUCGCCAACCGCAUGAAGUCCAAGGGUCUUCAGCGGUUGAGAUGGUACUGUCAAGUUUGCGAGAAGCAAUGCAGAGAUGCCAACGGUUUCAAGCAGCACACGAUGUCCGAAUCUCAUGUUCGCCAAAUGCUUGUCGUUGGCGAAGAUCCCAAGAAGUUCAUCAACCAAUUCAGUAACGAGUUCAAGAGCGAUUUCCUACAGCUUCUCAGGACCGGUCACGGAGAGAAGCAAGUCCAUAUUAACCAUUUCUAUCAAGAGUAUAUUGCCAAUAAAAAUGCAGUCCAUAUGAGUGCCACGACUUGGCCUAGUCUGACCGAAUUCGCCAAGCAUCUUGGCCGCGAAGGCAUUUGCCGUGUAGAGGAGAACGAGAAGGGUAUACAUAUUUCUUGGAUCGACAAAUCACCCGAGGCUCUGAGAAGAACAGAAGCAUUAAGGCGCAAAGAAGCGCAAGAUCAGGGUAAUGAGGAGGUGGAACAACGGAUGAUUCGAGAGCAAAUUAAACGAGCGCAAGCUACCGCCGGCACCCGUGACGAAGAUAAAGAAGAAGAUCCCGAGGCGCGAGAAUUGAAGCGAGAGGAGGGCGAAAAGAUUACGCUAUCAUUUGGUGCGAAACCGGCUGCCCCCGAAACGAAGAUAUCGGAAAGUCCUGCACCAGAUACAGCAACCCCAGAAGGCGAGUCUUCAAAGGCGCCAGAGACGACUAUGGAGAAAGGGAAGGAACCAGAAGCAGCACCCGCAAAGCCGAGCGGAUUUGGUGGGAUAUCGAUGAAGCUUGGCGGAAAGCCUCAGACCAAGAACGUAUUUGCUCAGGCCAAGAAGAACGCCUUUGCUUCAGGGUCAAAGAAGCCAGCCAAGAUUGAACAACCCAAGAAAAUGAGCGAGGCAGAGCGCAUUAUGAAGGAAGAAAUGGAGAAAAAGCGAUCAAGAGAAUCUGCCGACUUUAGCUUCGGUAUGGGCUCUGGUAAGAAACAGAGAAAUAACUAA